AGAAUCACACUAAAGGAGAUCAAAAACCAUCCAUGGUUUUUGAAGAGCUUGCCAAAAGAACUCACAGAACCAGCCCAAGCAGUAUACUACAAAAGAGACAAUCCAACAUUCUCCCUUCAGACCAUUGAAGAAAUCAUGAAAAUUGUAUCAGAGGCUAGAAAUCCACCACCAUCAUCAAGAUCUGUUACAGGCUUUGGCUGGGGAACAGAAGAAGAAGAAGAUGGAGACACGACCAAAGAAGAUCAAGAAGAAGAAGAGGCAGAGGAAGAAGAAGAUGAUGAGUAUGAAAAACAAGUUAAGCAAGUUCAUGCUAGUGGAGAGUUUCAUAUCACACAAGAAGCUACUUAAAUUUUUCAGUAUAGUGUAAUUUUGAUGUGUAUUGUGGAACUAAUAACAAUACUUGGCAACAUAACUCUAUUUCUCUAAAUCAGCAAAUUUCAAGUAUACUAAAUUGUGUUUUCUUGGUAUUUUACUUAUAUUUGGCUUGUGAGCAUUAGCUUAUAUAUGUUAACUAAUAAAAAAGAGUAUUAGCUUAUA
Molecule: messenger RNA, 537 nt
Organism: Nicotiana attenuata
Lineage: Eukaryota; Viridiplantae; Streptophyta; Magnoliopsida; Solanales; Solanaceae
Product: serine/threonine-protein kinase SAPK7-like
Biological process (GO): intracellular signal transduction; protein phosphorylation
Cellular component (GO): cytoplasm
Molecular function (GO): ATP binding; protein serine/threonine kinase activity
Source: RefSeq, a predicted model, not a curated record